CAUUUGUGCGUCAUGACAACGCCGCGUGAAUAUUGAAAGUUAGAGGAUUGUCGUCAAAACAUGACAUAACGAUCGAAUAUAUCUAGUAGAAGAAGUAUAAAAACAGCAGCAAUCAACUUAUUAUUCGCAGUUAUUCCUAUUAGACGGACUGAAGUAAAACGGCUGGAUUAUAUAAAAGCAAGAUGUAUUUUUUAAUGCAAAUAAUAUUCAUCGUCGUUAACGGUAUAUACCUAGCAUUGGUUUGGAUACUAUCGUUUAUCCACUACAGGAAGCCACCAAGUAUACCACCAAUAACAGAGCCCUUAUUGAUGAUAAGUGCUACUGAGCUAGCUAAAAAAAUCAGAGAAAGAAAGUAUACAAGCUACGAAGUGGUAAGCGCAUACAUCAAACGAAUCAAGGAGGUGAAUCCUUAUCUAAACGCCAUCGCCGAAGACCGAUUCGAGAUCGCUUUAACCGAGGCGAAAAAUUGUGAUAACCUGUUGGAAGCUGGCAAUGUGGAUAUCGUAGAAUUACAAAAACAAAAACCGCUUUUCGGUAUACCGUUCACUGUGAAAGAAAGUUUACCUGUUAAAGGACUCAGUCAUACGGGCUGCACUUUACCUCUCAAAGGAAGGAAAGCAAGCACCGAUACUUUUGUUGUCAAGACGCUGCGAGAUGCCGGCGCGAUACCGCUAUGCGUCACCAACACUCCGGAACUGUGCUGUGGUUUCGACAGCUACAAUUUUCUAUACGGUCGUACGCAUAAUCCGUACGAUACCAGAUACAUAACCGGCGGUUCAUCCGGCGGUGAGGCUGCAUUGCUCGGCGCAGGCAGUUCCUUGAUCGGAAUCGGCUCGGACAUCGGCGGUUCUAUAAGGUUACCAGCACUUUUCUGCGGGAUCUUUGGAUUCAAACCCUCGCCGAAAGUUAUUCCGAGCAGAGAUCAUUUUCCAUCGAACAAUAACGAAAAUUUCCAAAAUUACAUGACGUUCGGCCCGAUGACUAGGUACGCAGACGAUCUCAGUCUGUUUAUGAAAGUGAUAUCGAUGAAAUCCAAUUGCGACUUAUGUCUAGACGAGCCGGUCGAUUGGAAGCAAAUGAAGGUCUAUUACCGAGACAGUCUGAGUAAAUCACUUAGCAUUUUGUCACUGUCACCGGAAUUCAAACAAUGCAUUCUAAAAGCUGCUAUUCAUUUUGUCGAACGCGAUGUUCAUACGGAGGAGAUACCGAUAGAGUGGCCUGCGCGGUUAUUCGAAAUGAUAUUGGCGCAUCUUUUGGAUGUGGGACAGAUUAACUUACUUAUGGAUACCAAGAAUCCCAAGCUUCGAAAGAACCUUAUAGUAGAAAUGAUAAAAGCUAUAUUCGGGCAGUCGCAGUACACGAUGUCUUUACUAUGUUUCGAGUCUAUGAAGCAUAUCUUUCCUAUGUUCUCGGGAAAGGAGACCUUACGUAAUUACUUCCUGGAGUUCAAGGAAUUUAAACAGAAAUUGGAGAAUUUAUUGGGAAAAAACGGAGUGUUAAUUUAUCCAACUUUCCGAAUCACAGCACCUUUCCCGGAACCGGUCCUCGCUGAAGCAAGAAGUAGCAUGGCGUAUUGUAGUUUAGCUAAUAUCCUUGGCUUCCCCGCAGUACAAAUACCAAUGGGACUUAACAACAAGGGGAUGCCCAUAGGUUUUCAGGUAAUAGCUGCACCAUAUCAGGACCGUCUCUGUUUGGCUGCUGCAAAGGAGUUAGAGACGGCCUUCGGUGGUUGGGUACCACCUUCGAUAUCAACAAUAAACAAUUAAGAGAUUAUCGAUAUCUCUUAAUAAAUUAUUCUUUUCAUUUUAUAUCUGCUGCUUCUGUUCACACACAUACACACUUGCUAGUAAUUUAUUGGCCUGUCCUUCUUAGUAGAUUGGCUGCGUUAAUUUAAAAAAUGUAUAAUAUAAUAAAAUUUAAGAAGCUUAUAUACGAGAUUUUCAUGCUUCAGUGCACAUAAAUUUCUUGAAUUAAUGCAGCUGAUUCUAUUAAAAGAAGAAAUCAUAUGUGUUUUAACAUUGCUGAUAACUGUUAUAUUUUUAACCUUCUUUUGUUUAUUAUUUUAUAAUUUUUAGUAAACAACGAGUACCCGCUGAUACUUUUUUUAAAUUACUAAGAUUACUAAGAAUUAUGCACUUGACAAUAUAUUUUAAGA
Messenger RNA from Dinoponera quadriceps, 2155 nucleotides. Its product is annotated as fatty-acid amide hydrolase 2-B-like. Bases 183 to 1766 code for a protein of 527 amino acids. The transcript is spliced from 10 exons. Lineage: Eukaryota; Metazoa; Arthropoda; Insecta; Hymenoptera; Formicidae. The record is from RefSeq and is a predicted model, not a curated record.